AUGGCCGCUCAGUCGACGCUCCGAGCUCGGGAAGACCCCCUCGUUGCGUUGUACACUCAUUACGCCAACCUACUCCGGUCUCGAUUCAAGCGAUCAUCGAAAUCUACCAAGCUUAUCGCAACCGCCAUCUUGCUUCUCUCUAUAGUGGGAAGUGGUUAUGGUGGAGUCAACUGGUACCGAGGGAAGGUCAUGGAACGCGCCCAGGGCAGAAGAUUGCUGCGUCGCAACUCAGGAAUCAGGGGCAAGGAUGGAUCCCGGACGAUUUACGUGCCUUACAAGGACUCGACCUCCAAGGUCAAGAUCAAUCCGACAAAGCCGACUACGUUCGAUGCGCAUAGGCGGUUGUUCUUGAACCCACCGUCCUCUGCUCGCCCUCAUAUUGGAGAAACCGGUUCGAUGGUCCCUCCCCCAACAACAAAACCGGGAUUGAAUCUUGCGUUUCUGCACCAGUUUCUCAGCCUUUGGAGUAUCAUGGUUCCUCGAUGGAGCAGCAAAGAGACCGGCCUGCUGAUGGGACAUGGCGUCUUCUUGCUGUUGAGAACGUAUCUUUCACUACUGAUCGCGCGAUUGGACGGUGAAAUCGUGAGGGAUCUUGUCGCGGGUAAAGGACGGGCAUUCAUAUGGGGCCUUGUGAAGUGGUGUGGCAUCGGGACACUGGCGUCAUAUACCAACGCCAUGAUCAAGUUCCUACAGUCAAAAGUCUCGAUUGCCUUCCGAACACGACUCACCCGAUAUAUCCACGACCUCUAUACUGCAGACAACAAUUACUAUAAAUUAUUGAACUUGGAUGGAGGUAUCGACCAAGGUGCAGACCAGUUCAUCACACAGGACCUCACUCUCUUUUGUUCGGCAGCCGCCGCACUUUAUUCUUCUAUGGGAAAGCCACUGGUUGACUUAUUUGUCUUCAAUUACCAGCUAUAUCGCUCGCUUGGACCUCUGGCCCUCGGUGGUAUCCUCACUGGAUACUUCAGCACGGCAGUGGUAUUGCGCAAGUUGUCACCGCCCUUUGGCAAACUCAAGGCUGUUGAAGGCAAGAAGGAAGGGGACUUCCGAGGUCUGCAUUCAAGGUUGCUUGCCAACGCCGAGGAAAUUUCCUUCUAUGGAGGUGCAGAUAUUGAGCGCGUUUUCUUGCUGAGGAGCUUCAAGGACCUGCAGCGGUGGAUGGAAGGUAUCUAUAGUCUUAAAAUCCGCUACAACAUGCUGGAAGACGUCAUCCUAAAGUACGCCUGGUCGGCCUUCGGUUAUCUUAUCACAUCUCUGCCAGUCUUCCUCCCCGCCUGGGGAGGUGCGGGUGGUGUCUUGGAGCUAGCGGACGCCUCUGAAGAUACCGGUCGCGAACGGGGUCGCAUGAAGGAGUUCAUCACGAAUAAACGCCUUAUGCUGUCUCUGGCCGACGCUGGUGGCCGGAUGAUGUACAGUAUCAAAGAUAUCUCGGAAUUGGCUGGCUAUACUUCGCGUGUUUAUACCCUGAUUUCAACUCUCCAUCGAGUCCAUGCGAGCGCCUACUACCCCCCACGCGACUCUCAUGCGGAACUGUACUCCCUGGCGGACGUACAGGGUACCAUUCACAACGGCUUUGACGGAGUGCGCCUAGAGCAAGUGCCGAUUGUUGCACCAUCUCUUUACCCUCGUGGCGGAGAUGAAUUGAUUGAAUCAUUGUCCUUUAUCGUGCAUUCUGGGGAGCAUCUGUUGAUCUCGGGACCAAAUGGUGUCGGAAAAUCGGCAAUUGCUCGAAUCGUUGCAGGCUUGUGGCCAGUUUACCGUGGCCUAGUCAGCCGCCCCAGAGGAUUUGGGCUGGAUGGAAUCAUGUUUCUUCCCCAAAGGCCCUACCUCAGCGUGGGGACUCUGCGUGAUCAAGUCAUUUACCCUCAUACCGAGAUCGACAUGCGCGAGGCCGGCCGAACAGACGCUGAACUCCAGAAAAUUCUGGAGGAUGCUCGUUUGGGGUACUUGCCUACCCGCGAGGGUGGGUGGAAUGCGCGUAAAGAGUGGAAGGAUGUCCUCAGUGGUGGCGAGAAGCAGCGCAUGGCUAUGGCGAGAUUGUUCUAUCACGAGCCUCACUACGCGUUUAUGGACGAAGGCACCUCGGCCGUCUCGUCGGAUGUCGAGGGCGUGCUCUAUGAACAAGCCAAGGAGAGGGGAAUUACCGUGAUCACAAUAUCCACGCGUGUCUCUCUGAAGAAGUAUCACACCUUCAACCUCACAUUGGGUCUAGGUUCCGAAGGGGAGCGGUGGGAGUUCGAGCGGAUUGGCACAGAGAAGGAGAAGUUGGGAGUGGAGAAGGAGAUCCAAGAACUUCACAAACGACUUGACAAAGUCGAUGAGUGGAAGCGACGGCGAGAGGAAAUUGAGAAGGAGCUGCAUAGGGUUUGGGUUGACGAGGGCGAGCUGUCUCCACCGCCAUAUGUGAGGGAAUCUGGAGAAGCCGAAACUGAGGCUGAGGAUGAUAGGGCACCAUAA
Messenger RNA from Aspergillus clavatus NRRL 1, 2460 nucleotides. RefSeq names its product putative peroxisomal ABC transporter (PXA1) (gene pxa1). The transcript has a single exon. Gene Ontology annotation, cellular component: peroxisomal membrane. Gene Ontology annotation, biological process: peroxisome organization; very long-chain fatty acid catabolic process; long-chain fatty acid import into peroxisome. NCBI's taxonomy places the organism in Eukaryota, Fungi, Ascomycota, Eurotiomycetes, Eurotiales, Aspergillaceae. The coding region runs from base 1 to 2460 and encodes 819 amino acids. Gene Ontology annotation, molecular function: ATP hydrolysis activity; ABC-type transporter activity; long-chain fatty acid transmembrane transporter activity. The record is from RefSeq and is a predicted model, not a curated record.